AUUGAUUAACCGGAGGAGGAGGGGCCGGAUCCUGUCUGGUAUUGAAACCCAUCUGACCGGUCGGAGACAGGGAGAAAGGGAGGUUUGUGAUACGUGUCGGUGGUAGGCACACACACACGUGACUGGCUCCGACUCUCUGAUGCUUCAGGGUAGAACGACAGCGUGUGAGAAUAAGAGCCGGAUGACAAGAAGACGGUGGGGGAGAGAAACAACGUAUUUAGUCUGAUAGCAUCGUCAUCCAGAAACAUCAACCUCCAUCCUCACCAGGCCUCCAUAGAAAAAGCGCUGCUCCUCCAUCUCUUUUCUGCGACAUGUGGUUGCGGAUGUGCCGGGAGGCUGCAGCUCUGCCACUGCUGGUGGUGGUCGUGUGUCUCUGGUGCGGUUCUAAUGUAUGUGCAGCGCAGGGAAGUCGACUUAAUGACCGACCCAUCAUCGGUGUGCUGGCCCAGGAAAACCUACCUGAAGACAUAUUUGCUCAGGGUUCUUCCUACAUAGCUGCCUCAUAUGUGAAAUACCUGGAGGGUUCUGGGGCCAGGGUUGCACCAAUCAGAAUCAAUCUCACAGAGGCGGAGUACACUAAGUUGUUCCAAUCAAUAAACGGGCUGCUGUUGCCAGGAGGAGACGUAGACAUCGAGACAUCCGAGUACAGCCGUGCUGCCAAGAUCUUGUACAAACUGGCUCUGAAGGCAAACAAUGACCAGGACUAUUUCCCUAUCUGGGGAACCUGCCAGGGUUUUCAGCAGCUGUCAGUCUUCACAGCCAACAAGAACCUGCUGACGCUGACAGAUACCAAGAGCGUAGCUCUGCCUCUCAACUUCACACGAGAGGCUCGCUCCAGUCGUCUUUUCCGAGGUUUUCCCAAGGACCUGUUACAGGCUCUGGCUGAAGAAAACAUUACUUCAAACUUCCACAGCUGGAGUCUGUCGAUGCAGAACUUCAGCCAAAAUUCAAAGCUGAAGAAAUUCUACCAGAUCCUGUCGACCAACACUGAUGGGAAGACAGAGUUCAUCUCUUCCAUGGAAGCCUACCGUUACCCAUUUUAUGCAGUUCAGUAUCAUCCAGAAAAAAGUCCCUUUGAGUGGCUCGACAAACCAGGGAUGGUUCACACCACGUCUGCCACCAAGGCGUCCUUCUACACAGCCAGCUUCUUUGUCUCUGAAGCCAUGAAGAAUAACCAUCAUUUCCCCAGUGUGGAGGAAGAGGAGAAGGCGCUCAUCUACAAGUACAUUCCCGUCUUCACCAGCAUGGACUUCUACUUCAUUCAGAACUAUUACUUUGACUGACAGCCAACACAAGAAAAACAAACAAACAAUGUCGAACUAGCAUAGCCGGACGGUUUGGAAGUGACAUCACUUGUACAUAGGUCUAUGGUGACAGGGUUUUUUUUGUAAUAAUAAUAAUUUUCUUCAUAACCUCAUUGUCUCACCCGUGAGUCCCAGGUCUCGUUCUGUAGUAUGAGGGGCUUUACCUUCGCAGUGGAAUAGCUCUGUCCAGUUCUUAUAUAAAAUCUAUGGUUUGCUCUGUGAUAAUGUGAUAGUCAAGUUCCUUUAGUGCAAUAACAACUGUAGAAAAACUGAUAUUAUAAAACUUUAUCUUUCUAGUUCUCAGAUAAUCAAUGGCUGUCAUCUGCGUGUGAAGGUAAAUUUGUAGUGUAGGUUUACACAGCAGUGAUGGGUCACAUGACCAACUACAAAAAUAGUGUCUUAAUAUGCUUUGAAAACAAUCUGUGGCAGGGUUGUUCUAAACCCACAGGUUGCUGUGUUAAAAAAGCUUAAAGGGUCACGUUAUAUUUUUGAAUAUUGAGUAUUUUAUAAUCAGAUAAAUGAUUGUAAAUGGAGUGAAGGUGUGAAUGUACAUGUAUAAACUGUGAAGCUGGAAACCCUCACACAUUUGUCUUGAUCUUGACCACGUGUGCAUUUGGUUCCAAUCUCUUCAGAUCUCCAGUCUGACGACCAGCAGUAAUUAGACUCAAUGUCAAAGAAAAUGAGCUCAUUAAUGUGUUGAAGUUGCUAACCUGACUAAUCCUGUGUUUAUGUCUGUCUUUUUUAAUGUCUACCAAUCAUGAAGAGUAUAUUCAAAAUAAGAUAUACACAACUAUAUACCUGUGUAAUUCUUGUCACAAAUAAAUUAUUUAAAAUAAAUAA
Molecule: messenger RNA, 2144 nt
Organism: Cynoglossus semilaevis (tongue sole)
Lineage: Eukaryota; Metazoa; Chordata; Actinopteri; Pleuronectiformes; Cynoglossidae
Product: gamma-glutamyl hydrolase
Exons: 10
Coding region: 312-1283 (323 amino acids)
Biological process (GO): tetrahydrofolylpolyglutamate metabolic process
Cellular component (GO): vacuole
Molecular function (GO): gamma-glutamyl-peptidase activity
Source: RefSeq, a predicted model, not a curated record